AUGAGCUUCUUGAAGUACCGUCCCAUGCAACCGGGCCUUUGUAAACGUUGGUUUUGGUCGCUAUGGAUUGUUUCAUGUUUUGUGUACUCAUGCUUAGCUGCUCCCUAUGAUCCGCGUGAAGAGGCCUAUAACCUCAAUCAAAAUAAAACUGCCACGGAUCCCAAAGAUUACUGGGGUGAAUGGGAGAAUCAUGACUUUUACCCUAGUCCAGACAAUUGGCGUUUCCCCAUCUACACAAUUGCUUUAGACAAGUGGGUUGAUGGUGAUCCAACAAACAACGAGGCUAAUGGAACCGUUUUGAAUACGACGUGUUUAGGAAUUAAGGCCAUUUAUCUUGCCGGUACACCUUUUAUUAAUCUUCCUUGGGGAGCAGAUCAGUAUUCUCCUCUUGACUUCACUAUUCUCGAUCAUCAUUUGGGAACAAUUAAUGAUUGGCGUGAGACAGUCGAAGAAAUGCAUAAGAAAGACAUGUACUUAAUUGUUGAUCUUACUGUUGCGACAUUAGCCGACUUAGUCGGUUUUGAAGGUUACCUGAAUACCACAGCACCAUUUACAUUUUUAGAACACAAUGCUGUUUGGAAAAGUUCCUAUAGAUACCCAGACUGGACAUUUGAGAAUGCCUGGGACAGAUACUGUACUCUUCCCGAAUUUUGGGGUGAAAAUGGACAUCCGGUUCAUAUCAAUUGGGUUGGUUGUUAUGCUUCUGACUUUGAUCAGUACGGAGACACAGAAGCUUUUGGUGACCAUCCGGACUACCAGAGACAACUAUCCAAAUUCGCAUCCGUCCAAGAUCGUCUUAGAGAAUGGAAUCCCUCGGUUGCACAAAAAUUAAAACGUUUGUCAUGCUUAGUCAUUUCUAUGCUUGACGUGGAUGGCUUUCGUAUUGAUAAGGCCACGCAAAUGACGGUAGGCUUUUUGGCCGAUUGGGCCGAAAGUGUCCGUGAAUGCGCUAAGAAAUUCAACAAAAACAACUUUUUUAUUCCCGGCGAAGUUACCGGUUCGUCUAGUUACGGUUCGAUCUAUUAUGGAAGAGGUCGCCAACCUGACCAGCGACCUGCAACCAUUGUCGAUGCAUUAAAUGUUACUUGGGACGACAAUCAAUAUUUCCUGAGAAACAAAAGCCAUAAGGCCUUGGAUGCUGCCGCUUUCCACUACUCUAUUUACCGUUCACUUAAUCGUUUCUUGGGUAUGGAUGGUCUUAUGGAAAUUUCAUACGAUCUUCCCGUUGAUUUUGUUGAUGCUUGGCACAAUAUUGCGAUCAAUGAGGAUUGUAUAAAUGCUUACACAGGAAAACCGGAUCCACGCCAUUUGUACGGUGUAUCGAAUUAUGAUGUGUUCCGCUGGGCAUCGGUUGCCAAUGGAACACAGCGUCUUAUCCUGGGAACGAUGAUCACUUUUUUCUUGUUUCCUGGUGCACCGCUGAUUUACUAUGGUGAUGAACAAGGUCUGUAUGUGUUGGAUAAUACUGCUGACAAUUAUCUGUAUGGUCGUCAAGCAAUGACAUCGGCUAUCGCUUGGUACUUGCAUGGUUGUUAUACAGGAAGCUCAUCUACAUAUCCAGCAAUCAAUCUUGAUCCAGCCAGAAAAGGUUGCUAUGAUUCUUGGAAUACCCUGGAUCACUUUGAUUCCUCUAAAGAAGAACGCCAAGUUUACAUGGCGUUACAAAAUAUCAGAAAUCAUUAUCCUGCCGUUGCACAUGGUUGGAAAUCCGAAAAAUUAGGCAAUUGGACUCAUGAUGAAUAUCUACCCAACAGUGGAGUUAAUCCAACUACGAUUGGAUUGUUUAGUGUCGUACGUGGAUCGCUUACUCCAAUUCAAGAUUUAUCUGUCGAUUAUCCUUCGACAAACAAAACAAAGCGCUCCAGCUCAGAUGUUUGGCUGUUGUACAUGAAUCAUAAUACUUCCAAGGAUUUUGUUUUUGAUUGCUCGAGCAGUGAAGCUAUUUUAGCACCUUGGGCAGCUGGCAUAACCAUCAAAAACCUAGUUUAUCCUUAUGACGAGUACACACUCAGUGAAACGGCUCAACAAUUAGGAGAUACCCCAUACUAUCAAGGCUGUCUUCCUAAUCUGACUUUGUCAGCUUUUGCUUUCAAGAUUUUCGUCCCCGUUGAUGAGUACAUUGCUCGCCCACCUACAAUUACAAAGUUUACACCCAGACAUGACGCACGCAUUUUGAACACAGGAAACACAGUGAACAUUAACCUUGAGUUUUCCGAUGCCAUGGAUUGCGAUUCCAUUUACAAUUCCAUCAGUAUUGAAUCAAAAAACAUGGAUAAUGUAAACGCUAGCAUCGACCCUAACUCUAUUUCCUGUCAACCAUUCAGCAACGCAAAGCGUACACUUCUUAAUGGACAACCCGGAAGUUCGUUUGCUUGGACUGCUGCUCUUGUUAACGUUACUGAUGGCGUACACAGGUUGACUGUGAAAAAUGUUAGUAACGCUGAUAAGUCGAUGAGUACUGGAACGACGGAUCAUUUUCUUUUAAGAGUUGGAAAGGCGGAUAAUCCUAUGGUAUUUAAUUCUGCCAAUUACUCAACAACUUUGCUGUUUAUGCAAAAUGAUACACUUUAUAUAAACCAUACGGCUACUGGUGCAGACUUAUUUCGUUACUCCCUUGAUUUUGGUUCGAAUUGGUCUUCAUGGCAAACCUAUUCAGGUGGCAUGACUCCUUGCCAGCCCAUGAAUUGGACAGGAACGAAGCAUCAACGCUGGGGAGGCUACCACGUUAAAGUUCAAUAUUGGAGUAAGCUUACUGGUUCUGCUAAUCAUAUUCAAGAAGGCGACUACGAUUUCCCAUACCCCCGUCGCUUUCCUCAUGUCUAUUUGAACAGUGAAAAUACUCAAUGGGGUUACGAUGCCGAUGAUCGAAACAAAAUGUCUCUAAUGCCCAAUGGAAGCUUUAAAGGCUACUUCAUUUCGGAUUAUUACCCACGAUCUUUGCAGUUUAAUGUUUGGGGUAUUAACUCAAAUGGUAAGCCCGAUCAGUCAUUUAUUUAUGGUGACCCAAGAAACUCAUCUGUAUUGGUCCGUAUGGAUCCUUCAUCAUUGACAAGUGACAUGCUUUAUAUUACGGAUUUCCCCCCUAGUAAAUAUUUAUCGUGGGCUGUCACUUUUGAUCCACAGUCUAGAAGAUAUUACUUUCAUCCCACCGGAUCAUCUCGUGUUUCUUUGGCUAUUUAUAUUUUAAGUGUCUUAGUACCGUUGACGACUGCACUCUUGGCAGUGUUUCUUUUUAAGAUGUUCUUUUAUCAAGUUAAGUUCAAUGACUUUGGAAAGAAGCCUAACGACCAAUUCCACUUUUUCCCCCUUCUAUCGAAGAAGAAAACAGACAUUUUGCCCGAAAAAAAUAUUGCAUCUGAUAUGGGGAAAGCCGUUGUCGCAAGUGAAAAACGCAAGUGUGUUCUACUUGCUACCUUGGAGUAUGACAUUGCCGAUCUCGAUAUCAGAAUUAAGAUUGGAGGGCUCGGUGUUAUGGCUCAGCUAAUGAGUAAACAUUUGACUCAUGAGGACAUCAUCUGGGUUGUUCCUUGUGUCGGCGAUGUCAAUUAUCCAGAGAUGGAAGUUGGUGAACCGAUUAUUUAUGUUCUUCUUGAUGCACCUGUUUUCCGUAGACAAAGUACCAAGGAACCAUACCCUCCUCGUGUGGACGAUUUGAGUUCUGCUAUUUUUUACUCUGCUUGGAAUCAAUGUAUCGCCGCUGUUCUUAAACGCAACCCGGUCGAUAUAUAUCACAUUAACGAUUAUCAUGGGGCGUUAGCUCCAAUUUACCUUCUUCCAGAUGUUAUUCCUGUUGCUAUGUCACUUCACAAUGCUGAGUUUCAAGGUCUGUGGCCCUUGCGCACAGUGGAGGAGAAGGAUGAAGUGUGUUCUGUGUUCAAUAUUCCCGUUGCACUCUGCAACAAAUACGUUCAAUUCGGUUCAGUUUUCAACUUGCUUCAUGCUGGAGCGUCGUACAUUCGUAUUCAUCAAAAAGGAUACGGCGUGGUAGGUGUAUCCAAGAAAUAUGGCAAACGUUCAUGGGCACGUUACCCUAUUUUCUGGGGUUUAAAAAAAAUUGGAAAGCUUCCAAAUCCUGAUCCAUCUGAUGCUGGUGAACAGGCAUUUAACUUAACAGCUGAGUCUAUAGACGAAGCUGAGGCGAAAAAAGCUGCUCAUAAACGACAAGCUCAAGAAUGGGCGCAUCUUGAUGUUGACCCGGACGCAGAUCUUCUUGUUUUUGUUGGUAGAUGGACACUGCAAAAGGGUAUAGAUCUCAUUGCUGAUGUUGCUCCUGCGAUUCUUGAAAAUUACAAGGCACAAAUUAUCGUAAUUGGUCCUGUUAUUGAUCUUUACGGAAAAUUUGCUGCUGAAAAGUUUUCGAAACUAAUGGAAAAAUACCCUGGUAGACUGUUCUCUCGACCUGUAUUCACUCAACUUCCGGGCUACAUCUUCAGCGGUGCCGAUUUUGCCCUGAUUCCCUCAAGAGACGAACCUUUUGGACUAGUAGCUGUCGAAUUUGGCAGAAAGGGUGCUCUUGGUAUCGGUGCUCGAGUUGGCGGUUUGGGUCAAAUGCCCGGUUGGUGGUACACUGUUGAAUCCAAUGCAACCAAACAUUUACUUCAUCAAUUUGAACAAGCUUGUCGCCAAGCUCUUUCUUCUUCGAAGGAGACCCGAGCACGGCUUCGUGCCAUCUCGGCUACUCAACGAUUCCCUGUGUCCGAAUGGGUGGCCCGUCUUGACCUUUUGGUGAACAAUUGUAUUGCCAUAAGUAAAAAAUAUCGCUACUCUAAAUCUCAUUUCCGUUCUUCCGUCUUGUCUUUCGACUUUAAAUCAAAGUCUAAGACACACGUAAAUGAACUGGAGUUUACGAGCUCCAGUACUGAUUUAACAUCGAUUGUGGAAGAUUCUGCACCAGCUGCAGCUGACUCAUUGCCAUCGGAUUCCAAUCAAGAACAACCUUCUUCAUCUAACAGUGCAGAUGCUGCUUCUACUAUUGAUCCCUACCUUGGUCGGCCUACGGGACCAGGACACACUACGAAUUCCGAUGAAGCGACUAGUGUCACUGAAGACAAUUCAGUUAUUGACAGUUCCGCUAGUGAUUUUCCGGAAAGCAUUGAUGAAAGUCGUGAUGCAAUCAAAGCUCGUCUUGCUCAAAUAGGUGCAACAUCCGAGCUGGCAAAUACCAGUUUGGACUCUCUCUACAGUGAAUUUGAUCCACAGCGACCCACAUUAUCUGAACUUAUUGCUGAGGAGGCACAACUCGCACAUCCGCCAGUGGCAGGUUCAGGUGAAGGAUUUGUUCACGUUUCAUCACAGAAAACUCCAGCAUUGGCUACGCCUAAUCUUGGUGAGAGUUCUCAACCCACUCGGCCUUUGUCGAUGCCCCCUAUUGGCAAUGCCCAAACUCCAAAAGCUUUGAAUGAAUCUAGAUUAAGUCUCGCAUCGGUCAUGUCUGCACAACGGGACUUUGCAUUGACCAAGGUCGCGCGGCAGUUUGAUGACGAAGAAGGUCGUGCACUGCACAUCUUUUCUGAAAAACUUAACGACCUCAAUGCUAAGAACUCUAAAGACGAACUCUGCAUUGAGUUAUUUUUGUUGAAGUGCGAAAAAGAUUACUUUGAUGAAAUCAGGAAAUUACAACUGGGUAUCCAAAAGCCCGGAAAACUCAAACUCGUAGACGAAACUCAAAUUGUUGAGUCUAGUCCUAGUUUCCCACCGGCCAAGGCGCAUCUUAACUCAUCAGAUGAUUCUGACGAAGUCGUUGACGUUCCUAUUGACGAACACGUGUACACUGCACCUCGGUUGAAUGAUGAUGGCUAUGUAUACGAAUUCGAGUACUACCAUGGCAUAAGCAAAUUCAUGCAAUACAAAAUAUUUGACUGGCCAGUUUACGCAAUCUUCCUUGCAUUGGGUCAGAUUCUCGCUGCCACCUCAUUCCAGCUGAGUCUUCUUGCUGGGUCUUCAGGUCAGUCUGAGUCACAGUUUUAUAUCGUUAAUGGUUUCUACAUCGGCGCCACACUUGUUUGGUACUACCUAUAUGUCAAUUACCCAAGCGUCUACCCACUGAUUGCGCCAUUCCUAGUCUACGCUGUGGCUUUCUUCCUCAUUGGAAUUGCUUCAUUUAGCUCCAUUGGCGACGGCCGUGUAUGGAUCGCUCGAGUCGGCACUUGGAUUUACUCAAUUGGAUCAGGAAGCCAAGCACUGUUUUUCUCGUUGAACUUUGGAGAUGAUGGAAGUUACGACAUUGUGUACUGGGUCUUCCGCGCUUGCCUUGUUCAAGGAACACAGCAGAUUUGGGCAGCUGCCUUGUGGUAUUGGGGAUCAUAUGCCUCAUCGGAUACUACUUCUACAGGAAAGACCGUCUUACAUACUGUUCAAUGGAUGCCCGGUCUUGUUUGGCCCAUAUCUAUACUUUUAGGUGCUGUAGCCUAUUUACUUUAUCGCGGCUUACCAUCUUAUUACCGCCAACUUCCCGGUAAAAUGCCAGCAUUCUAUCACUCCAUUAUGCGGCGCCGUCUUAUCAUAUGGUUUUUCAUCGCAAAUGUGUUGCAGAAUUACUGGAUGGCAUCCAUGUAUGGUCGUUCAUGGAGCUUUAUGUGGGCUUCACCAAAGGCUAAAAAAUGGGCAAUUUUCCUCUUAAUUUUGCUGUUUUAUAUCGGUAUAUGGGUUGUUGUUAUGUCAUUAUUGGCUAUGCUAUCGAACAAGCAUUCAUGGUUUAUUCCCAUUUUCGGCUUAGGCCUUGGCGCCCCAAGAUGGCUCCAGACGCUUUGGGGCACCUCAAACAUCGGCAUUCACUUGCCUUACUUUAAGUCAGCCGCUCCGUACAUGUCACGAAUGCUUUGGUUGUGGCUUGGACUUCUCGACUCUGUCCAAGGUAUCGGCAUCGGUUUAAUCCUGUUGCAAACUCUUACUCGUCGACAUAUUACGAUUGCGCUAAUGAUCGGUCAAAUUAUAGGUGCCGCAGCAAGUAUGAUAGGUCGUGCUUCGUCACCUGACAGAGUUGGUCCCUCUAAUACCUUUGUGGACUUCUCGUACUGGGAACCAGGUAAAGGCUCUAGCAUACUUCACAGUGCCCCGUUUUGGGUGUGCUUGUUUUGCCAACUCGUUGUCAUUGUUGGUUAUUUCAUGUUCUUUAGACGGGAGAAUCUGAAUCGUCCUUAG
Schizosaccharomyces japonicus yFS275 is the source of this 7140-nucleotide messenger RNA. RefSeq names its product cell wall alpha-1,3-glucan synthase mok11. Gene Ontology annotation, cellular component: membrane. Lineage: Eukaryota; Fungi; Ascomycota; Schizosaccharomycetes; Schizosaccharomycetales; Schizosaccharomycetaceae. The coding region runs from base 1 to 7140 and encodes 2379 amino acids. The transcript has 3 exons. The record is from RefSeq and is a predicted model, not a curated record. Gene Ontology annotation, biological process: fungal-type cell wall (1->3)-alpha-glucan biosynthetic process; carbohydrate metabolic process; fungal-type cell wall biogenesis. Gene Ontology annotation, molecular function: hexosyltransferase activity; alpha-1,3-glucan synthase activity; glycosyltransferase activity.